UUCCUGGUGGGCGUGACCGGAAGUGACGCAACGGAGGCGGCGGCGGGGCCGGCGGGGCUAAUUAGCGCCGCCAUGGGGGAGCUGAGCGACCUGGACCGGCAGAUCGAGCAGCUGCGGCGCUGCGAGCUCAUCAAGGAGAGCGAGGUCAAGGCCCUGUGCGCCAAGGCCCGGGAGAUUCUGGUGGAGGAGAGCAACGUGCAGAGGGUGGAUUCGCCCGUCACCGUGUGCGGGGACAUCCACGGGCAGUUCUACGACCUCAAGGAGCUCUUCCGGGUGAGUGACCCCGAGUGGGCGGGGGACGUCCCUGAGACCAAUUACCUGUUCAUGGGCGACUUCGUCGACCGCGGCUUCUACAGCGUGGAGACCUUCCUGCUGCUGCUGGCGCUGAAGGUGCGGUACCCGGACCGGAUCACGCUGAUCCGGGGGAACCACGAGUCGCGGCAGAUCACGCAGGUCUACGGCUUCUACGACGAGUGCCUGCGCAAGUACGGCUCGGUCACCGUGUGGCGCUACUGCACCGAGAUCUUCGACUACCUGAGCCUGUCCGCCAUCAUCGACGGCAAGAUCUUCUGCGUGCACGGCGGCCUCUCUCCGUCCAUCCAGACCCUGGACCAGAUCCGCACCAUCGACCGCAAGCAGGAGGUGCCGCACGACGGCCCCAUGUGCGACCUGCUCUGGUCCGACCCCGAGGGUACGGCGGGGGUCCCCAAAAACCCGGUGUUCUGCCCCAAAACUCGCUGAGACGGCCCCAAAGCAACGAGAACGCCCCAAAAUCCAUCGAGAUCUGCCCCAAAACUGCCCAAAUUCAGAAUUUUGGGGUUCUGGGGACAGGGCAGGGACAGGACAAAAAAACUCCCAAAAAAUCCCUGGGUUCUACCUCAAAAUUCACUGAAAUGGCCCCAAAAGCAACGAGAGCGCCCCAAAAUCCAUCGAGAUCCACCCCAAAACUGCCCAAAUUCAGAAUUUUGGGGUUUGGAGAGACAGGGGAGGAACAGGGCAAAAAAAAACCCCAAAAAACCCCAAAAAAACCCCUGGGUUCUGCCCCAAAACUCACUGAGACGGCCCCAAAAGCAGCGAGAACGCCCCAAAAUCCAUCGAGAUCCACCCCAAAACUGCCCAAAUUCUGCAUUUUGGGGUUCUGGGGACAGGGGAGGGACAGGGUUAAAAAAACCCCAGAAACCCCUUGGUUUUGCCCCAAAAUUGACUGAGACGGCCUCAAAGCAACGAGAACGCCCCAAAAUCCAUCGAGAUCCACCCCAAAACUGCCCAAAUUUGGCAUUUUGGGGUUUGGGGACAGGGCAGGGACAGGACAAAAAAACCCCCAAAAAAUCCCUGGGUUCUGCCCCAAAAUUCACUGGAAUGGCCCCAAAGCAACGAGAACGCCCCAAAAUCCAUCGAGAUCCACCCCAAAACUGCCCAAAUUCAGAAUUUUGGGGUUCUGGGGACAGGGGAGGGACAGGGCAAAAAAAAAAAAACCAAAAACCCCCGGGUUUUGCCCCAAAAUUCACUGGAAUGGCCCCAAAGCAACGAGAACGCCCCAAAAUCCAUCGAGAUCUGCCCCAAAACUGCCCAAAUUCGGCAUUUUGGGGUUUGGAGAGACAGGGGAGGGACAGG
Messenger RNA from Corvus hawaiiensis (hawaiian crow), 1614 nucleotides. RefSeq names its product protein phosphatase 4 catalytic subunit (gene PPP4C). The coding region runs from base 73 to 741 and encodes 222 amino acids. The record is from RefSeq and is a predicted model, not a curated record. The transcript has 7 exons. Gene Ontology annotation, cellular component: nucleus; cytoplasm. NCBI's taxonomy places the organism in Eukaryota, Metazoa, Chordata, Aves, Passeriformes, Corvidae. Gene Ontology annotation, molecular function: protein serine/threonine phosphatase activity. Gene Ontology annotation, biological process: double-strand break repair via homologous recombination; peptidyl-serine dephosphorylation.